AUGGAUUUUACACGCUUCAUACGGGGCUCUACGCCCAGCUCUACCACAGCGAAUGCCACUCAUGAGGCCAACAACUCGGCCGAAGGCAGCCUUCCUCGCGACCUGCUCGAUACGCUCUCGCCCCUGCUUGGGUUUCAGUUCAACCCCUUGAUGAAGUUGUUCAUGAUUCUCUACGAGCUCGUUGGCAACAGGCUCGGCAUCGAUCCCACGUAUAUUCUGACGGCGAUCGGUUUGUUCUGGGCUGCGAGCAAGCUCUGGGACCAGCUAUACACGGCCUUCUACGCACUGGUUCGACGGCAUUUCAUGUCCAGUAUCGAAGUCAGCAGUUCGGACGACAUCUAUCUUCACUUGAUGAAGUGGCUCGCUGCUCAGCCUGUGAUGGUCAACUCUCGCUUGCUGUUCGCCGAGACGGCAUCCGUAGGCGCUUGGGAAGAACAGGACGACUUCGAUGCUAUGAACCCGCGGGCUAUUACGCAAAACCCCAGCGGCUUCCUAAACUUCUCGAGCGAGGAGGCCAAGGCCCCCCCUCGCUUCACGCCCGCUCUGGGAACGCACAACUUCUGGUUCAAGGGCCGAUAUUUCGGGCUGUCCAGGAGGAAGGAGUCGCUUUUUGACCCGAGUGGUGGCACUCACAAUAAACCCCAGUACAAGGACAAGGAGAAACUUGUGCUCACCUGCUUUGGCCGGUCUCCCGAACCCAUCAAGCGGCUGCUGAAGCACGCUAAGGAGCAUUACUACCUCGACCACGACGCCAAAACCAUCGUCAGGCGCCCAUCACAACAAUCUGUGCGCCGCUACAGCCACGGUCCAAUGUGGCAGACGGUCGCUGACCGCCCGGUUCGCCCCAUGCAGACGGUCGUUCUUGACGACGAGCAGAAAGCCCGGGUCCUUCUAGACAUGAACGAGUACCUCCACCCGGCCACGCCACGGUGGUAUGCGAACCGCGGUAUCCCCCUACGCCGCGGCUACCUGUUCUACGGGCCGCCCGGGACUGGCAAGACGUCGCUCUCUUUUGCUCUUGCUGGCGUCUUUGGUCUAGACAUUUACGUGAUUUCACUGUUUGACCCCGGCCUGAAUGAGGAGGAUCUCCUAGCCCUCUUCACAUCGCUCCCGAGGCGCUGUGUGGUGCUGCUUGAGGACAUCGACGCGGCCGGCUUGCGACGGUCGGAAAACAAUGAGUUCUCAUCCCCCUCCUCCUCUGCAGAGACGAAGGAGCAGAAUUCGGAACAGGAGCAGAAGGAUAAGGACAAGGACCAGGACAAGGACAAGGCUCAGGGAACGACUCAGAAACCCAAGAAAAAAACGGACUGGGAAGUUACCGACCUCGCCCGCGAGCUCAGGCGGGUCAGUUAUGCCGCGCACUUCGACAAAAAGGGCAUCACACUCUCCGGUCUCCUCAACGCCAUCGACGGCGUGGCCUCCCAUGAGGGUCGCGUGCUCAUCAUGACCACUAACAAGCCCGAGACCCUAGACGAAGCCCUCAUCCGGCCCGGGCGCAUCGAUCUGCAGAUCGGCUUCUCCGCUGCCACGCAGGCGCAAGCCCGCGAGCUUUUUGUGCGCAUGUACGAGUCCGAAGACGCAGUCGCGAGCCCGCCUCCCAAGUUUGCCGAGUUCUCUCUCAAAGACCACCUCUCAUCGUCGCCUCUAUUGCCGGUAACCCCUUUCUCCGAGCUUCCGCCGACGCCUUGUUCUCUCUCAUCUGACAAGGACGGCAACAUGACGGAUGUCUCGGGCGUGACAGAAGUUGAGGCCGACGACGAAGACGAUGAGGGCAACGAUAGCAACAACAAGAAUGAUGACCUGGAUGAUGUCCCCAAGUCGCCCGCUUCCAACCCUAGCACCAAAAGCACAGGCUCGACUGUCACGGGCAAGAAGCCCAGCCCCUUGUUUCUCCGCAACAACAACAACACCAGGAAGCUCAAUGGCAGUACCGCCUUCAACAUCGACAACAAACCCAUGACCCACGUCGAACUCCUCCAUCUUGCCGACCAAUUCGGCUCUCGCGUCCCUGCAGGUCAGUUCUCGCCUGCUGAGCUGCAAGGCUUUUUGCUCAUGCGCAAGAAGACACCGCGCCGCGCUCUGGCUGAGAUCGAUGCGUGGGUGCAGGGUGUGCUUAGGCAGCGGGCGGGAGGGUCGAAGGUGUUGAGCUUGUCGGUGCAGUGA
This is a messenger RNA of Dichotomopilus funicola, 2163 nucleotides long. RefSeq lists its product as uncharacterized. The transcript has a single exon. Gene Ontology annotation, biological process: mitochondrial respiratory chain complex III assembly; protein insertion into mitochondrial inner membrane from matrix. Lineage: Eukaryota; Fungi; Ascomycota; Sordariomycetes; Sordariales; Chaetomiaceae. Gene Ontology annotation, cellular component: mitochondrial inner membrane. The record is from RefSeq and is a predicted model, not a curated record. Gene Ontology annotation, molecular function: ATP binding; ATP hydrolysis activity. Bases 1 to 2163 code for a protein of 720 amino acids.